Molecule: messenger RNA, 1965 nt
Organism: Oppia nitens
Lineage: Eukaryota; Metazoa; Arthropoda; Arachnida; Sarcoptiformes; Oppiidae
Product: cytosol aminopeptidase-like
Exons: 6
Coding region: 176-1852 (558 amino acids)
Biological process (GO): proteolysis
Cellular component (GO): cytoplasm
Molecular function (GO): manganese ion binding; metalloaminopeptidase activity
Source: RefSeq, a predicted model, not a curated record
AUACUGUAUAUUUAAAAACAGUUGUCUUAUUGUUUCUCAUUUUAAUAAUAAUAAUAAUAACAAAUACUGUCUAUUAAAUUGCAAAAUCAUUGAAAUUGAUAUUAAAAAUGUUUACGAGAUAUCAUAUAUAAAGUCUAUAAUAUAAUCAAUUAAUUAAUAAAUCAUUUAGUUUUAAAUGACAUUUUGUUUUUAUAAUAGUAAACAUUAUUAUAUUAUUAGAUCAUUAGUUUCGGGAUUCAAAUCCAAGUCAAGUCAUAAGUUAUUAUUAAACAAAAGAAAUAAUCAAUUGAUUGCAAUUAAAUCAAAAUUAUUAAUUAAUUCAAUUACAACAUCUGUGUCGACAAACAAAAUAUCAUCACAAGAAAUGGGGAAAAUAGCUAUUCUUUUAGGAUGUUUUGAAAAGAGUGACGACAAAGAAAAAUAUUUGCUAACAGAAAAUGCCAUCAAAUUUGAUGAUACAAUUGAUGGCAAACUGAGUGAUGCCAUCAAUGUUAUUGGUCCACUGAAAAAAAACAAGUGUCGAGUCUUUUACGGUUUAAGUCCAAAACAUCCAGUGGUGGCUGUGGUUGGUUUGGGACCAAACAAUGCCGGUUAUAAUGAUUCUGAACAGUUAGACGAAGAUCGCGAAAAUAUCCGGUCAGCCAUUGCUGUCGGUAUCCGUACUUUGCGUGACUUGGGAUCUAUUGAUCAAAUCGAUGUCGACGAUUGCGGUGACAGUAUAGCAGCAGCUGAAGGAAGUCAUCUGAUUCUCUAUAAUUAUGAUGAACUUAAAGGCGAAUCACUAAAAAAGCCAAUUAUUAACUUAAAUCACUUAAACGUUUACACGAAUGACGACAACACAGAAGCUGGACUUAAGUGGAGUUAUGGCCAAACUCUGGCCAACGGACAAAACAUUACACGAAGACUAAUGGAAACGCCAGCAAAUCUAAUGACUCCGACCAGAUUCGGCAAUAUUGCUGUCGAAGAAUUAAGCAAAUUAGGUGUUAAAGUUCAUAUCAGAGAUAGGGUUUGGGCUGAAAGCCAGAAAAUGGCAUCUUUUUUAAGUGUAGCCAAUGGUUCAGAUGAACCACCAAUAUUUCUUGAGAUGCAUUACAAUAACGCUCCCAAUACUAAACCAAUAGUAUUUGUGGGCAAAGGUAUUACUUUCGAUAGCGGCGGCAUAUCAUUGAAGCCAUCGCUGAAUAUGGACAAAAUGAGAGCCGAUAUGGGAGGUGCUGCUAAUGUUUUUGGUACCAUAUAUACAUUGGCUUCUCUUAAAGCAUCAGUCAAUAUAAUUGGUUUGACUCCAUUAACUGAGAACAUGCCGAGUGGAAAGGCAACAAAACCGGGAGAUGUUGUGUUUGCUAUGAAUGGAAAAAGUAUUCAAAUUGAUAAUACCGAUGCUGAGGGAAGGCUUGUAUUGGCCGAUGCCUUAUGUUAUGCACACAAUUUUGAGCCGCAAUUGAUUCUAGAUAUUGCCACUCUAACUGGUGCAAUGAGAGUGGCACUGGGAGCUGCAAUGGUCGGUGUCUUUUCCACGUCUACUAAACACUAUAAUCUGUUACAAAAGUGUGGCGUCCAGACUGGCGAUCGUGUUUGGCGAAUGCCUAUACUGUCACACUUUACCAAACAGAUUACCGACAGUCCCACUGCUGACCUGAACAAUAUAGGUGGUGCCGGUCAGGGCGGGGCUUGUGUUGCGGCGGCCUUUCUUAAAGAGUUUGUCACUAAUCAAAAUUGGAUGCAUUUAGACAUCGCUGGUGUUAUGGAUAACAAAGACGAUGUCUCUUAUUUAGGUAAAGGUAUGUCUGGACGUCCGAUGAGAACUUUGGUUUAUUUUGCAAAAGCAUUGUUCGAUAAUGAGUUAAAUUAAUUAAUUAAUAGAUUUGAUUAAUAGGAACUGAUUUUGUUUUUUUAUAAUUACCGUACAUUUUAUAAUUUUUUUAUAUUCUCUUAUGUGAACAAAAAAACAUAUUUUUUAUGUGU